Entrophospora sp. SA101 is the source of this 238-nucleotide messenger RNA. Lineage: Eukaryota; Fungi; Glomeromycota; Glomeromycetes; Entrophosporales; Entrophosporaceae. The record is from the annotation of a GenBank genome assembly.
AUGAAAAAGAAACUAUUACGAAGUAACGAAGAUUCCGCUUCUCGAACUCAAGAAUCAAUACAAAAAGGACCUCACUCUUCUGAUAAUCCUACAGCUGAGGCACAAAGUACUGUUUCUUCCGAAAUAGUAGAAGCUAGUACAACAGUGCCAGACACGAACCUUUCGAAUUCUAUAUCUGAUAAACGAAUUACUGAAAAUAUGCUAGACUGGGAUGGCCUGGCUCUGAGUUCUGCACUAC